GUAAUGAAUGACAUGAGUCAUUGCAGUGUAACUCCUCCUCCAAGACACGCCCCCCUAAAGAAAAGUCUAUGAAUAAAAGGCUCCGCUGACUUUAAGAUUAAGUGAGGACUUUAACACUGAGGUAGCAGCACUUGUAGGACAUAAUACAGUUUCAUGUUUUGCUUUGUAGUUUUACUUUAAAACAAAAAAAGAAACAGUCAAGUUGAAGAUUUAUUUAAACAAGACCAGUUAUAGGUUUGUGAAAACAAAGAUCCUGGGAUAUUUCUUGGAUUAUUUCUGGAUUUUGACCUUCACACACAAGGCUUGGGGACCAACAUCAGGAUGGCUGCGAUCUUUUGCCUGAUGGGUCUGGCUCUGCUCACGCAGGGCUGCUGGGGCAGUCUGGGACAGACUGACAUCGGCUGCAAGCGUUGGCAUCAAAAAGGAGCAGAUGUAUGCUGUGAAGAGUGUUAUCCUGGGAACCGCCUGAUCAAGGAGUGUGGCCCAGAUCCUAGAACACUCUGUGAACCUUGUGAUCCUGGCUAUUAUACACUGAAGCCAAAAGCCUACAGUUGUGACAGAUGUACACAGUGUGUUGGUGCUCAAGUCCACUUGGAAGACUGCACAGCCACAAAGGACACAACGUGCGGCUGCAGAGAUGGCCUUGCUUGUGGAAAUGACCAAUGUUCCUUCUGUGUGGAAAAGUGUGCAAAAGGUUAUGAACCCACGGAUGAUCGCUCUUGCAGACCGUGUCCACAGGGAACUUUUAGCGACAAAAGCCAAAAAAAUUGUCAACCGUGGAGUACCAGGUGUCCACAUCCAAAUCAAAGGAUUGUUGCCAAAGGAAAUGCAUCUUCUGACAUUCAGUGUAUCACAGAAGGCUCCGUGAUCAAUCCCAGGCCAGAUGACGCAAAUCAAACAGGGCCGUUGGUCUUAAUUUUGAUCAUAGCUAUGACAACAUUUUGCAUCACCAUUACCAUCUUCAUCAUCAUUGUCGCUGUGAAACACAACCAGAGAAGAAAGAGGAAAAUAGUGAAACCCUUACCCCCAACGGAAAGCCCCACAGAUGAUCCCAGGACAUUAAUUGCCAUUGAAUGCAGCUUUCAUGAAGCUCAGCAAGAACAAGGCAGCACCAGCACUGAGUCGCUGAUCUCCAAUGGGUCCUCAAAACUAGUCAUCGCCUGAGUGGAAGAACCACAGUUACAGUUCAUAUCUGGUUAAACCGUUAUUAGGAAACCCGGGUUCUCUUAAAUGAGAACCCAUCUGUGAUACUGAGCCGCAAAGCUUAAAUGACUUAAUUUUUGCCUGUUUCCUAAUGAAGGAAAGGCCUCAAAUAUAUGCACUUAGUUGUACUAUUCACCACGGCAACUACAUUUAAAAAUCUUCAUAGCUCCAGUUGAUAAGGCGUCUUUUUUUUGAGUUCUUUUGCAUGGUACAACAGGAUACAAUCACAAUGAUCCCUUGAUGACGCUGUAAACAUAAAGAGCGGAGUAAGGGGAAUUCUGUGGGAAAAAACAAAGUGGACUGAAGUCGUUUUUCCCCCCCCUUUGUUAACUGUGAAAACAAAAGAAUCCUCCAAUAUACCUGACACACACGCACAUGCACACACAAAAAAAACCUUUUCUAAUGAAGUAGGCCUACUUGUCCCGUGGACUGUUAUUCAACCACUGAAACAUGAAUGUUUCCUGAUAUUUGCAUGGCUGAGCAGCUGUUACUGUAUGAAACUACAGUGCAGGUGGGUGUAACGCUGUCAGCUUUUAGUCACCUCCAAUUCAGAGCCCACACAGGCCUUUGAAUAAAGAUGGCUUUUAUCUAUCUAUCUACCAUCGAGUUGCUGAUGAAUAUUAACAUCAACAGGAAAUACAUGGACUUUCCUGUUGUUGAACAAGUGAUAGUAAAAAAGUCCAGAGAAUGGGUUUUUCCCUUAUAGUAAGUAAACACACCAACCCUGCGUUGCAUUCAUGUUAAAUAAUGGUCCAAUUAGAAGCACAUUCUUGGUUACAGUUCACCAACACUACUGAGCAAAGGCUGACGUGCGUUUUGUGUGAAGAAGAGUCAUAUAAUACAUUAGUCAGAUAACAUUCCAAACAAUUAGUCAGGCAUCGCUCCUGGUUAUCUAGCAUUCCAAGUGAAUGUGUCAAGUGGGACAUCCUCUCACAUGCAGCAAGUCAUCAGAUGAGGCUCAAAGGUCAUGUGGAAACCCCCUGGUCGGUCCGGGCUGUCGAGUGUUUGCAAAGUCAAGUGGGCAGCAAUUUCAGACCAACGGGGAGGUUGUUUUUUUUGUCUUUUUCUUUGAGCUGCUCUUCUUUACUGGUCUAUAGUGGGUGUUUCUUCAGAGGAUGGAAGAUUAUCUAAGUAUGCUGUGUGGGCUUCGAGGUGAAAAUGUUAACCCACAUGUAUAAUGAUGUACAAGUUUACAUGUAUGAGUCACAAACUUAGCUAGUAACAUCUGCUGGGAGACCUCAAAGUUCACAGGUGUCACCUUCAGAAGUCUAAACUGUAGCACUUUGACAAGUACCGGUACCUACUGUAAUUUACAAGACGUACUUGUAGUUUUUUAAAAUGUUUUACUGUUAACAGGGUUUGUAUGUAACUUUAUUUUUAUAUAUAAAAUGUGUCAGUAUUUCACCGACACUGGAUAAGACUGUACUGUAUGUAUACUUUCAAUGUACUUUGAACUUUGACAUUUUAUGACACCAAAUAAAUAUUCUAUUCUUUUUAUUCGUUAUAUUUUCAUACAGAGUAGCUGCACACACUUUAGUCCAACAAAGC
Cololabis saira (Pacific saury) is the source of this 2751-nucleotide messenger RNA. It is a transcript of the gene tnfrsf9a, whose product is annotated as tumor necrosis factor receptor superfamily, member 9a. Gene Ontology annotation, biological process: regulation of cell population proliferation. Bases 322 to 1164 code for a protein of 280 amino acids. Gene Ontology annotation, molecular function: signaling receptor activity; cytokine binding. The record is from RefSeq and is a predicted model, not a curated record. The transcript is spliced from 7 exons. Lineage: Eukaryota; Metazoa; Chordata; Actinopteri; Beloniformes; Belonidae. Gene Ontology annotation, cellular component: external side of plasma membrane.